UUCAUAAUUAUACCUUCUUGAUGGGUCCCUAACAAGAGGGAUAAGCGGUGCUUGAUUUUAUGUGGUAACGAGUGGAUAAGUGGUGUAGAUCCUGUUGUGUUUAGUUGUCUAUGUUAAUAAGUACCUCCUAUACAUUGAAAUACAAAAGUCGUAAAGAACACACAUUCAACAUAAAAUAAAAUAUACAAAAUGAGGAUCAAAACAAUUUGUUUAUGUUUUGUGUUAUUCCUUUCACUUCAGAUUGCAUUAGCUGAUGAAGUAGAAGUGGUGAAGCCCAAUAAAGAUGAAAUAUCCGAUCAUGAGAAUGAAGUCGAUCAAGUAGCAUUGGAAUCAGAACAAGAACCACAGUCACCAACGAAAGUAUUAUACCAGCAUAACAUUCAACAACAACAGCCAGGACCAGCAAGAAGUAAUCAUCAAAGUAUAUCAAUGAGUUUGGGUCAACCCUUCGGUCCACCACCGCCGCCAUCACAAUUAGCUUAUCAGGGUCCACCACCGCCACUGCCACCACAACGAGGACCACAAAUACAUGCACCACAAGUAUUGCCAGACUUAAGCGUUGGCGCUUCAAAUACAAAUGAAGUAUGGUCUUCACCAGUACAAGAUAUGCCAAAAAUAAUUUCGUUAGAUGUUAAGUGUGAGAAGAAUGGAAUGAAAGUAUUUGUGCAAUUCGACAAACCAUUCUAUGGCAUUGUCUUCUCGAAGGGUCAUUAUAGUAAUAUGAACUGUGUGCACUUACCAUCCGGUUUGGGACGUACACAAGCUACAUUCGAUAUUGGUUUGCAUGAGUGUGGCACUGCUGGCAACACCGAAAAUGGUCUUUAUGGCUAUGGUCACGAUUCUGGCUCGGGUACCUAUUUCGAAAACAUAAUCGUUAUACAAUAUGAUCCACAAGUACAAGAAGUUUGGGAUCAAGCACGCAAACUACGUUGCACUUGGCAUGAUCAAUAUGAGAAGAGCGUAACAUUCCGUCCGUUCCCAGUUGAUAUGCUUGAUGUUGUACGCGCCGAUUUUGCUGGUGAUAAUGUAGGUUGCUGGAUGCAAAUACAGGUGGGCAAAGGACCUUGGGCUUCGGAAGUAUCUGGUUUAGUUAAAAUUGGUCAAACUAUGACAAUGGUCUUAGCUAUUAAAGAUGAUGACUCCAAGUUUGAUAUGUUAGUGAGAAAUUGUGUAGCACAUGAUGGUAAACGUGCACCGAUUCAACUCGUUGAUCAACGUGGCUGUGUUACUCGACCAAAAUUAAUGUCACGAUUUACAAAAAUAAAGAACUUUGGCGCUUCAGCAUCCGUACUUUCGUAUGCGCACUUUCAAGCAUUUAAAUUCCCCGACUCUAUGGAAGUGCACUUCCAAUGUACUAUACAAAUUUGUCGCUAUCAAUGCCCUGACCAGUGUUCUGAUCCUAAUUUACAGGAAGUACAUCAUUUACAAGUAGGACCAGAAUCGCAAUAUGGUCCACCACCACCGCAGUUGCAUGUUGAUGCCUAUCAUGUUGGAAGUGCGAUAACAAAACGACGUGAUGAACGUCGCGUACAGCGUCGUGCACGUGCCGUAGAUCCUGAACAAGAAGUUGGAUUGAAUCGUAUUAUUAAAGUAGUUUCCUCGGGUGAUCUUACUUUUGCUAUUGACGAAAAUGCGAACAAUACUGCCACAAUUGCCCCACAAACUAUGGUCUUUCCGGCAAGAGAAGAUGGCCUUAUAUGUAUGACAACACCAGGUUUCGCAAUUACACUAAUUGUUUUGCUGGGUAUAUUGCUCACAUCUUGCAUGAUAUCUGCCAUACUAUAUGUACGUCUAAGGCCAUUUUCCUCCUUUGCUAAGAAGGAACGUGCAGUUGCUUACACGAAUCCACAGUUAGCCGGUGCGUUACCUGUUAUACAAAUACCACCGCCCAUACCAACUCAGGGUACACUCUCCAAAAAAAGACCUUUAUCGUGAACCUGUAAAAUAAAUCUUUGUAAAUCUACCGAUUGGGAAAUUUGGUAACAGCUAUGUGCCAAUAUCUAAACACUAUUGCGCUGAGUACUCGAACUACCAAUUUAGUCUGCAAAUGCUUUCUCUUUUCUAUGCUAGGACUAGUUUCGGCUACUACAUGUCAACAAUUCUGACAUUAUUAAAUGUAAAUUACAAUAAUUUAUUAAUUAAACAAUUAUAACAACUCUAUUUAAUUUUAAAUAAUUUGCAAUAUAAUUGGCUUUUCGGAAAUAAUACCAAAAAUAAAUACAAAAUACUUCUCUUACUCACGUCAUCCCCUUUCAAUCUUCUCAACACUACUAUGGGUCAUUUAAAGGUGGAAGUCUAUACGUUGUAGUAUUUAUUCUUUUAUUUAGUUAAAAUAAAAACAUAAGAAUAUCUGUGCGGUGCUAAGCCAUAUAUAAAGU
Molecule: messenger RNA, 2378 nt
Organism: Teleopsis dalmanni
Lineage: Eukaryota; Metazoa; Arthropoda; Insecta; Diptera; Diopsidae
Gene: dy
Exons: 4
Coding region: 190-1935 (581 amino acids)
Source: RefSeq, a predicted model, not a curated record